AUGAAGGAAACAAUAUGGCCAUCAAUUUUUCAUGUGUUAUUGUCACUUAUUCUUUGCAUUCUGUUGCAAAAACCUACCCAAGCAAUCAAACAGUCCUAUGUUGUAUACUUAGGAUCACAUUCUUUUGGUCCAAACCCUACAUCAGUUGACUUUGAAUCUGUCACGAACUCUCACUAUGAUUUACUUGGAUCUUGCAUUGGAAGCUCCGAGAAGGCCAAAGAAUCAAUAUUUUACUCUUAUCGUAGAUAUAUUAAUGGCUUUGCUGCAGUACUUGACGAAGAUGAAGCAGCGGAGAUUGCGAAACAUCCGAAUGUAGUAUCCGUUUUCUUAAACCAAGAACGGAAAUUGCACACAACACAUUCAUGGGAAUUCCUUGGGUUAGCAGAGAGAAAUGGUGUAUUUUCACAGGACUCAGUGUGGCAGAAGACAAAGGGUGAAGAUAUCAUUAUUGGAAAUCUAGACACCGGUGUUUGGCCUGAAUCCAAGAGUUUUAGCGAUGAAGGGAUGGGACCAGUCCCAAAAAAGUGGCGCGGAAUCUGUCAAACUGAUAAUAAUAAUCAAGAUAAAUUUCACUGCAACAGGAAGCUUAUUGGAGCAAGAUAUUUUUACAAAGGUUUUGAGGCAAGUGGUAAAAUACUAAAUGCCUCGUUGCUUAGUGCACGUGACUAUGAAGGUCACGGUUCUCAUACUUUAUCAACAGCUGGUGGUAAUUUUGUUCCCGGAGUUGGUGUAUUUGGCUUUGGCAAUGGAACACUGAGUGGUGGAUCACCAAAAGCUAGAGUUGCAGCAUAUAAGGUGUGCUGGCCACAAGACGUGGCCGGUGGUGGAUGUUUUGAUGCAGACAUUUUGGCUGCUUUUGAUGCUGCCAUAAGUGAUGGCGUUGAUGUGCUCUCAGUGUCUUUGGGUUCUACUGCUCCCAUAGAAUAUUUUGAAAGUGCUACAUCCAUAGGGUCCUUCCAUGCUGCUGCUAACGGCAUAAUAGUAGUUAGUUCCGCAGGAAAUUCUGGACCUGCUCCUUUUACUUUAUCCAACAUGGAACCCUGGAUGCUUACAAUUGCUGCUAGUACUAUUGAUAGAGACUUUGCCAGUUAUGUUACACUUGGUGACAAGAAAAUGUUCAAGGGAGCUAGCCUUUCUGAGCAUGUCUUACCAUCUGGCAAGUUGUACCCUUUGAUUAGUUCUAUUGAUGCCAAAGCUGAGCUUGCACCUGCUAUAGAUGCCCAAUUUUGCCUGAAUGAAACUCUUGAUCCUAAGAAGGUGAAGGGAAAAAUAGUGGUCUGUCUUCGUGGUCAAGAUAGUAGAGCUGGCAAGAGUACGCAAGCUGCUCUUGCAGGUGCUGUUGGAAUGAUAUUGGCUAAUGACAAGGACUCGGGGGAUAGCACCAUAGCUGACCCUCAUGUGCUUCCUGCAUCACAUGUUAGCUUUGCAGAUGGCAAUUACAUUUAUAGUUACAUCAACCGCACCAAGUCACCUGUGGCUUACAUUUCUGGAGUGAAAACAGAAUUGGGUACAAAGCCAGCUCCAGUUGUGGCUUCAUUUUCAUCAAGGGGCCCCAAUGGCCUUGAGGGAGCGAUCCUUAAGCCUGAUGUCACUGCACCAGGAGUGAGCAUCAUUGCUGCUUUUAGUGAAGCCACAUCUCCAACAGAACUAGCAUUUGACAAACGCAGAACACCUUUCAUUACUAUGUCAGGCACUUCAAUGUCAUGCCCUCAUGUUUCUGGCCUUGCUGGGUUGCUCAAGGCACUUCAUCCUGAUUGGAGUCCAGCUGCUAUUAAGUCAGCAAUCAUGACCACAGCAACUACAACAGAUAACUCUGAAAGGCCUAUCCAUGAUUCAUCAAAAGCGGAGGCAACUCCAUUUGCCUAUGGAACAGGGCACAUUCAACCUAAUAAGGCAGCGAACCCUGGCCUUGUAUACGACCUAAAUAUUACUGAUUAUUUGAACUUUUUGUGUGGUCGUGGCUACAAAAGUUCCCAGCUAAGGUUGUUCUACGGGCAGCCUUACACAUGUCCAGAGUCGUUCAAUGUACUAGAUUUCAACUAUCCAGCAAUCACCAUCCCUAAUUUUGACCGUGGACAUCCUCUUAAUGUCACUCGAACGGUUACUAAUGUUGGGUCCCCAAGCAAUUAUAAAGUGAACAUCAAGCAACCUCCACAAUUUGUAGUUUCUGUUGAGCCUAACGAACUGAGCUUUAAGGAAAAGGGUGAAAAAAGGGAGUUCAUUGUUACGCUUGUCUUAAAGCCUCAUAGUAAGUAUAUCACUGAUUACGAAAUUGGGUGGUUGGAGUGGACCAAUGGCGAGAACUAUGUCAGGAGUCCUAUUGUAAUUAGAUUCCAGUAA
This is a messenger RNA of Abrus precatorius (Indian licorice), 2340 nucleotides long. Its product is annotated as subtilisin-like protease SBT5.4. Gene Ontology annotation, molecular function: serine-type endopeptidase activity. The transcript is spliced from 11 exons. Gene Ontology annotation, biological process: proteolysis. Bases 1 to 2340 code for a protein of 779 amino acids. Lineage: Eukaryota; Viridiplantae; Streptophyta; Magnoliopsida; Fabales; Fabaceae. The record is from RefSeq and is a predicted model, not a curated record.